AUGCCAUUUUGCGCUCGUAUAUCAAAAAUAAUAAUGUGUAUGCAUGGUGGUAUUAGUGAAAGUUUAGUUAAUUUUUCACAGAUUGCAAAGAUUGAACGACCUUGUGAUAUUCCGGAUAUGGGUUUGCUUGCUGAUCUAACAUGGUCUGAUCCUGAUCCAGCUAUAGAAGGUUAUGAAGAAAGUCCACGUGGUGCAGCAAGUUUAUUUGGUAUUGAUGCAUUGAAAACAUUUUGUGAUCAACUUGGACUCGAACUCAUUAUUCGAGCUCAUCAGGUCGUUCAAGAGGGUUAUGAAUUUUUCGGAAUCGUCGAUUGGUCACCAUAUUUUCGGCGCCAAAUUAUUGUGCUCAAUUUAAUAAUGCCGCAUGUGUCAUGA
Messenger RNA from Loa loa (African eye worm), 375 nucleotides. RefSeq lists its product as hypothetical. The record is from RefSeq and is a predicted model, not a curated record. NCBI's taxonomy places the organism in Eukaryota, Metazoa, Nematoda, Chromadorea, Rhabditida, Onchocercidae. Gene Ontology annotation, molecular function: protein serine/threonine phosphatase activity. The transcript is spliced from 3 exons. The coding region runs from base 1 to 375 and encodes 124 amino acids. Gene Ontology annotation, cellular component: cytoplasm; nucleus.